Capsella rubella is the source of this 1590-nucleotide messenger RNA. RefSeq names its product protein PIN-LIKES 5. Gene Ontology annotation, cellular component: membrane. Gene Ontology annotation, biological process: endoplasmic reticulum to cytosol auxin transport. The coding region runs from base 156 to 1337 and encodes 393 amino acids. The transcript is spliced from 10 exons. The record is from RefSeq and is a predicted model, not a curated record. Lineage: Eukaryota; Viridiplantae; Streptophyta; Magnoliopsida; Brassicales; Brassicaceae.
UCUUGCCUGGUAUUUUCAGGCUUGUUAAUUCUCUGCAGAUUACUGUAGACGAAUCAGAAGCCGAAGAAGAGCUCAAUAGAAACAAGAUCCGAGUUUGAGCCGUACUAAUCCCUUCCUUCAUCAUAAGUCUAUAGAAUCACAUAAAAAAGAAGAAGAUGGGGUUUUGGUCAUUGUUGGAGGUGGCUUCUAUGCCGGUUAUUCAAGUUCUCAUCAUGAGUCUUGUUGGAGCUUUCUUGGCUAGUGAUCGUUGCAAGCUCUUCCCUAUUGAAGCUCGCAACACCAUGAACAAGGUGGUGUUUGUACUAUUUGCACCGGCUCUCAUGUUUGCCAAUCUUGCUCAGACGGUGACACUUGAAGACAUUAUCUCAUGGUGGUUUAUGCCGGUGAACAUGGGACUUACAUUCUUAAUCGGAGGACUUCUUGGGUGGAUGGUUGUCAAGAUUCUGAAACCACCUCCUUAUCUUGAAGGUCUCAUUGUUGCAACUUGUUCCUCAGGAAAUAUGGGGAACCUACCAAUCAUACUUGUCCCAGCAAUCUGCGAUGAGGACAAGAGUCCAUUUGGUAACAGGAGUGUAUGCAGAACCGUUGGGCUCUCUUACGCGUCUUUCUCUAUGGCGCUAGGGGGAUUCUACAUAUGGACAUACACAUUCCGGCUGAUAAAAGGGUCGGCGAUGAAAAUUAAAGCCAUGGAAGAAUCUGAGAAAGCAGCAAUCAAAUCAUCCAAUAAUGACUUAGAGGCUGAUCAGAAGACCCAUCUCCUCAAUGCACAUGAAGACAAAUUGGUAAAGAAAGGGACAGGGUUUUGGAGAAAAGGAGUAGACUUCCUCCAUGAGAUAUUGGAGGAGCUUCUUGCACCACCUACACUUGGUGCAAUUAUCGGUUUCAUCUUCGGUGCAGUAAGAUGGCUCAGGAAUCUUAUCAUAGGUGAUAAUGCUCCUUUAAGAGUAAUUCAAACCACUGCAAAACUCCUUGGAGAUGGUACCAUUCCUUGUAUGACUAUUAUACUAGGGGGAAACCUCAUACAAGGUUUACGUUCUUCGGCAGUCAAACCUGCGGUUGUACUUGGAAUAGUCUGUGUUCGGUAUAUAAUCCUCCCAAUCAUCGGUAUAGGCAUUGUACUAACAGCUGCAAGUCUUGGGUUCCUUCCAGCUGAUCCCUUGUUUCAGUAUGUUUUGAUGCUUCAGUUCACCCUUCCACCUGCCAUGAAUAUUGGCACCAUGACACAGCUGUACAAUGUUGCGCAAGACGAGUGCUCAGUGCUCAUGCUGUGGACAUACUUGGUUGCUAUACUGGCCCUCACCGUAUGGUCCACCAUCUUCCUGCACUUGUUAGUCUAGAGAACCUGCAACAAUGCAUGAGCGCAAGAAGUUUCUAUCUUCUUACUACUACAAAAGACCAUGGGGGAAAACAGAUGCCAAAGCACUGUCAAGGGAUCUUACCAUUCUGUUUGAUCAUAGCUUGAUAGAUUUUUCUGGUUGCAUUUGUACCUUUCUGCAAGUCUACAUUUUUUCCCCAUCUCCCCAUUUGUUAUGCAAAUAUUGUAUCAAGUAUUACAUCAAGAUAAUGAAAAAGCAUAUGGUUAUCAAGAAA